This is a messenger RNA of Penicillium egyptiacum, 837 nucleotides long. NCBI's taxonomy places the organism in Eukaryota, Fungi, Ascomycota, Eurotiomycetes, Eurotiales, Aspergillaceae. The record is from the annotation of a GenBank genome assembly.
AUGUCACCACCCACUACGACCUCAAUGACCUUCUACGACAUCGCCCUCGCACCCCCUCCCGAAAAAAACGCCUGCUCCCCAAAUCCCUGGAAAAUCCGAUUCGCCCUGAACUUCAAGAACACCCCCUACAAAACAACCUGGGUACCCCUACUAGAUAUUAGCUCCGUCCGGGGCGCUCUCAACAUCCCCGCCUCACGCACAUUCGCCGACGGAUCCCCCUACCACACCCUCCCCGUUCUCUCAGACCCAGCCACUGGACGCACAGUGGGUGACUCCUUUGAAAUCGCGACAUACCUGCAGGAACAAUACCCGUCGUCGGGCGCGGGAGACUUGUUCCCAGCGCAGCAGCUCGAGUUCGUGUUUGGGCGGGACCUGGGACUUUACGCCCCGGUUGCGGAGGCGCAGGUCGCUGAGGAGCUUGCUGCGGCGUACGUGAAGUUCAAUACGAGUGUCGAUUCGUUGUUUAGUGCGCAUAUGCGCCUGAUGGUCGAUGGAUUCCCUUUUGAUCCCGCUGUUGUGGAGGAGUGCAAGGCGAGGUUCUCGCAGAGAAUAGGAGUGCCGUGGGAUACUUUGACGGUCAGUGGGGAGGAGAGGGAGGAGUUGUUGAAGGCGUUUGAGGAGACCCUAGGUGGACUUGCGAAGUUGUACACAAGAAAUGCGAGUGGGCCGUUCCUGAUGGGGAGUAAGGCAAGUUAUGCGGAUUUCAUCGUUGGGGGGUGGUUGCGCCUGAGUCGGGUCAUGUUGCCGGGGGAGGAAUGGGAAGCGUUGAAGGGGUGGCAUAACGGUGUAUUUGGAAGGUUACAUGAGGCGCUGGAGGUGUUUGCGCAGAUGGACUAG